This is a messenger RNA of Humulus lupulus (European hop), 3012 nucleotides long. RefSeq lists its product as uncharacterized. Bases 1 to 3012 code for a protein of 1003 amino acids. NCBI's taxonomy places the organism in Eukaryota, Viridiplantae, Streptophyta, Magnoliopsida, Rosales, Cannabaceae. The transcript has 7 exons. The record is from RefSeq and is a predicted model, not a curated record.
AUGGCUAUAUUGGUCUUGGUAGCUUUCAAAUUGUUGAAUACUGAACUUGGUGGCUUUCGGAGGACUGAGUUAUUGGCUUGGUGGCUUAAGGAAGUAGAAGAUGAUGGAUUAUUCGAUACCGAGGAUAAUGUUGAAGAUUCGGAUCAGAGUGAUGAUUUGGCGGCAGGUCUUCAUGAUGCUAUUGGUAGUAAGUAUUUUGACAUUGGUCCAACUAGUGACUUCAAUGAUGAAUCUCCACUUAAUGUGGAUGACAAGUAUGAUGCAUUUUUUGAGUCACUUCAUAAGCCUUUGUACAAUAAUUUUAAAGGUUUCUCUGUCUUAAGCGCGACGGUGAAGUUGAUGAAUCUCAAAGUGCUUAACAAAUGGACAGAUAAAUCAUUCAACGGUCUUUUGGAGUGUUUGAGAGAGAUAUUGCCUGAGGGUAAUCAGUGCCCAGGGAAUUAUUACCAGACGAGGAAGCUUCUUUGUGAAGUGGGCUUAGGCUAUGAGCAAAUUGAUGUUUGUCAAUACGAUUGUGCAUUGUUUUAUGGUGAGAAUGCAAAUGCAGUGUCAUGUCCUGUACGAAAAAAUGAAGCUGGGAUUUUACGUCAUCCUGCUGAUGAGGAUGCUUGGAAGCAUUUCAACAAUGUUUAUCCUGACUUUGCAGCUGAUUCUAGGAGUGUACGAAUGGGGUUGGCGUCAGAUGGGUUUAACCCUUUCUCUAAUAUGACAUCAACCUAUAGUUUGUGGCCAAUGAUAUUAAUUCCGUACAAUAUGCCACCUUGGGCUUCUCCUAAUGGAACAAACUAUCUCAUGUCUUUGUUAAUUCCAGGUCCUAAAUCUCCUGGAAAAGAUUACGAUGUGUUCUUGAUGCCAUUAAUUGAAGAGCUUAAAGAGUUAUGGGAUGGAGUCAAUGCAUAUGAUUUGUAUGGUCAAUGCAUGUUUAAACUUCGAGCUGCAGUCUUGUGGACAAUUAGUGAUUUUCCUGCUUAUGCAUACUUGUCUGGGUGGAGCACUGCUGGUAAAUUAGCAUGUCCUGUUUGUCUUGAAGAUACAAGAUCUAGAAGAAUAACUGACAAACAAUGUUUCAUGGGACAUCGAUGUUAUUUGAAAAGAAACCAUUCUUGGAGAAAAAGUAAAGAAUAUGAUGGAUCUACUGAAUUACGUGGCCCUCCUAGAACUUUUACUGGUGAUGACAUUUUAAAGCAAUUGGAUGAAAUUCCUAUUCAUACCCCUGGUAAAGCACCAAGUAAUUCUUCAAGAAAACGUAAGCGUGGAGAGAAAAAGCUGAAUUGGUGUAAAAGAAGUGUUUUGUUUGAAUUGCCAUACUGGUCAAAGCUCUUGUUGCGUCACAAUCUUGAUGUGAUUCAUAUAGAGAAAAAUGUAUGUGAUAACAUUAUUGGAACACUUUUAGACAUUGAAGGUAAAUCGAAUGACACUUUAAAAGCUCGUAAGGAUUUAAAAAAUCUUAAUAUUCGUGAAGAGCUUUGGCUGAAGAAGGACCCAUCUAAUAACAAGCUUGAAAAACCUUAUGCUAGUUACACUUUGAUGAGAGAAGAAUGCAAAGAUUUUUGUAAAUUCAUUCAAAGUGUUAGAUUACCAGAUGGAUAUGCUUCGAAUAUUAGUCGAUGUGUAACAGAUAAUGACAAACUAGGAGGAAUGAAAACUCAUGAUUGUCAUGUUUUACUUCAUAAGAUAUUUCCAGCUGCAUUACUUCCUUUUUUGACAGACAACAUUCGUGGUACUUUGAUUGAACUCUGCCAAUUCUUUCAAAAAAUUUGUGCAAAAACAUUACAAAUUUCUGACAUAGAAGAAUUGAGAGAUGGAAUUGUAAUAAUUUUGUGCAAGUUGGAAAAGAUAUUUCCACCAUCAUUUUUUACCAUAAUGGUUCAUCUUUGUGUUCACCUACCCGAUCAAGUGUUAUUAGGUGGUCCAGUUGCUUCGAGAUGGAUGUUUGGGAUAGAACUCCAUAUGGGUUUGUACAAGAAAUAUGUGAGAAACAUGUCUCGGCCUGAUGAUUCAAUAGCAGAAGCUUUUGUUGUAGAUGAAGCUGUAACUUUCUUGUCAAGAUAUGUUUCUAACAUAGAGACAAGAUUCACAAGACCCGAGCGUAAUUGGGAUAUACCUUCUCCAAAUCAUAAGUUAGAUGUUUUCAACUCCAAUGUUCGUCCAUUAGGGGCAUCUACUAUCAAAUUGCUUCAAAAUUGGAGACAAGUUGUUCAAUGUGAUCAUAUAAAGUUUUUGGAAGAAAAAUGUCUUUCAGAUUCAGAAGUUGCCUUAGAGCACAAAGAACAAUUUCCUUCUUGGUUUAAGAAUAAAGUGUCUCAAAUGCGAGUUCAAAAAUCACCUCUUGCCAAUGAUGAUUUGUACUCUUUAUCUCAAGGUCCACUUGAACAGUACAACACCUACCAAAGUUGUGAUCAUGACAAUAUUAAUAUCCUAUAUUAUGGUGUCUUGAUUGAGAUUUUGCAGUUGUCAUUCGUUUUAGAUCGAAAGGUGUUCUUAUUUCGUUGCAAGUGGUAUAACUCUAAUCCAAAAGGUAGAUCAAUUGUUGUGGAUCAUAAUUUUACUUCCAUCAAUACAUCUACUGAUUGGUAUUCUAAUGAACCAUUUAUCUUGGCAACUCAAGCACAACAAGUUUUCUAUUUGCUUGAUAUGAAGUGUGGUUCAAAUUGGCGGAUUGUUCAAAAAGUAAAUCAUCGAUAUAUUUAUGACAUUCCUGAAAUUAUGGAAGAGACAGUAAAUAAUGAUGUGUUUCAAGAAGAAGAAUCAUUUCAAUUGCCACCUUUUCAACCAACUGAGGAUUUCAUUGAAAGUUCGUCUUUAGUUCGAUUAGAUUUUCCUUCUAUAACUCUUUCAGACCAACUUGUUGUUGAUUUAUUUUUAAACCAAAGUCAAAAUGUUGACAAGGAUAGUGACUUAGACGAAGAUUUUGAUGAAGGAAAUAUAUUCUCUAAUAAUGAAACAUUUCUCUCAAGUGAUGACACCAAAAGUUAUACAGAAUCUAAAUGUGAUGAUGAUGCAGAUUCUUAA